Messenger RNA from Coprinopsis cinerea okayama7#130, 922 nucleotides. Its product is annotated as short chain dehydrogenase. NCBI's taxonomy places the organism in Eukaryota, Fungi, Basidiomycota, Agaricomycetes, Agaricales, Psathyrellaceae. The transcript is spliced from 6 exons. Bases 1 to 864 code for a protein of 287 amino acids. Gene Ontology annotation, molecular function: oxidoreductase activity. The record is from RefSeq and is a predicted model, not a curated record.
AUGUCGACAGACCUCGUUUGGCUUAUCACUGGCACCUCGUCCGGAAUCGGUAGAGACCUUGCGCUUGCAGCCCUUGCUCGGGGUGAUAAAGUUAUUGCCACGGCGAGAGGGAGAACUGUUUCCAAGCUCGAGGAUCUCAAAGCAAAGGGCGCGGAAGCUAUCGAACUCGAUGUGACUGCUCCUCUGGAUCGACUUCACGAGAUUGCAAAGGCUGCUGUGGGUAUCUAUGGAAGGAUCGACGUCUUGGUGAAUAACGCUGGAUAUAUGUUGGUUGGUGCUAUCGAGGCUAACACGCCUGAGGAGACAUUCGAGCAAUUCAAUACCAAUGUUUUUGGAGCUUUGAAUGUUGCCAGAGCCUUCCUUCCCUACAUGCGAGAGAGACGAAGUGGAAUGAUCAUGUGGAUGGGUUCGAUCGGUGGCUGGCAAUCUGUCCCCUACGGCGGCCUCUACGCCACAACGAAAUGGGCUCUCCGCGGUAUCUCAGAAACACUGAGCGACGAGGUGGCACCCUUUGGAAUCAACAGCGUCUGCAUCGACCUUGGGUACUUUAGGACUCCAUUCUUGAAGGAUACCCAACAUGUUCCUCCAGUGUCUCGGAUUGCGGACUACCAGAAGUUGACCGAGGAGCGGCACGCCGUUUUCCAAGCUUACAACGGAAAGCAGCCCGGCGAUCCACUCGCCGCUGUGCAAGUCCUGGGGGACCUUGCUCAUGGAACCGGUACUGCAGCUGGAAAGGCGUUCCCAAGAUCUUUGAAUCUCGGAUCGGAUUCGUACCAAACCGCGAAGAAACACUGCGAAGACGCCUUGGCAAGGUUGGAAGGAUGGAGAGAUAUUUCGAUAAGCACUGAUUUCGAAAAGCAUUAAGUAAAAAAUUGCAUGUAGCAACAAUUCAGAGCGGCGUAAUGGACAUACUUAGUGUACC